Messenger RNA from Penicillium olsonii, 2418 nucleotides. The record is from the annotation of a GenBank genome assembly. NCBI's taxonomy places the organism in Eukaryota, Fungi, Ascomycota, Eurotiomycetes, Eurotiales, Aspergillaceae.
AUGGCAGCGCACUCCGACUCCGCCAUGGAAGACCACCUCUCCAAUGAAGAGCCAGAACAACCACAGCGUCGCCGACGCCCACCACUAUCGUGCACAACAUGCCGACGCCGAAAACUAAAAUGCGAUCGCUCCUUGCCCUGCGGGCAAUGCGUGCGCUCAAAAACCACAGAUGAAUGUGUGUUCACCGGCGCACAGCCGGAAACUAAUCGCCAGAUGUCGCCGCCGCUUUCGCGACCAAGACCAAGCGCAGCAAGUGAGCGAAAAAGCGGCAUGUUUGUCUUCGACUCCAAGAUGGGGCCAAAUUCCUCGCGGGUCUCGAAGCGUCGGUCGGAUGAAUUGACCGAGAUGAGACAGAGGCUGAAGGCGCUGGAGAGUUUGCUUAAGACAAAUGUCCAGACUCCGGAUACGUCAGUUGGCGAUGUUUAUUCGGAAGUCGACUCAGCCAGUACCUCGGAGAAUGUGGGGGUGGACGAUCGGGUGCGGUUUUUACCAGACUCGAGUUUUCGUGGCAAGAAGGCGAAGACGAGGUACUUUGGUCGCAGUCACUAUACAACGACUGUUUCAUUUUUCCAGGAUGUUGGGGCAUUUAUGCGCCGUGGUCAGCAUCGCGGGGGAAAAGACAGGGAGUAUUGCGACAUGAAACGGUUCAAGACCGAGCUCUGGUCGCGCGAAACGCAGGAUCAUCAACGCGAGUUUCGAGAGCAGGCCUUCAAGCUCAAUGAGAUGGUUCCACCGCGAGCGGUGGUAGAUCACUUACUUCGAUUGUAUUUGGAUACUUUUGAGACGACAUAUCGUGUUCUGCAUACCCCGACCUUCUUGAAACAGUAUUCCGACUACUGGGCCAAUCCUCAAUCACCGGACAUGGGGUUUGUCGCCCAGCUACUGGCGGUCAUGGCCGCUGGUAGUUGUUUCUACGUCCCACCUCCGGGCCGAGACGAAUGUGAUAUUUUCCAGAAGCCCGCCAUUCGUUGGAUCAUGGCGGUCCAGUCAUACAUCUCCUGCACGUUCGUCAGCCCGGAUAUCGACUUUUGCAUGCUCCAAACCCAAUGUCUUCUGCUAGUGGCCCGUCUCGGAAUCGCCAGCGAUGGCGAUGUAGCAUGGGCAUCAGCCGGGUCCCUCAUACGAUCAGCAAUGACAAUGGGUCUGCACCGAGAUCCAACCCGGUUCCCGAAAUCCCGUCCAUUCCACUACGAAACCCGACGCAGGCUAUGGGCAACGAUUGUUGAAUUGGAUCUCAAGAUCUCUCUCGAUCGCGGCGUUCCACCAUCGAUUGAUCUGGAUGAAUGUGAUUGCGACCCGCCAUCAAAUUGGGAUGACUCCGAGCUAAUCCCUGACAUGGAGCACAAUCCAGCACCCCUCAGCACGGCAUUUUAUACCCAGAACUUCUACCAGACAUUGCUCACCAAGACACUUUCGCUUCGCUACCAAAUCGCCAAGAAAAUCAACAGUCUCAAGUUCAGCCUCUCCUACGAUGAUGCACUGAGAAUGGGCGAAGACCUGUCUCGUGCGAUGAAAAGCGCUUCUGCCAUAUUCGAAGAUGAUACCUCAAUGAUUCUCUCUGAGACCGUCCAACGCCAUCGCUUCGCCCAGUCUCUUCACCUUUUCAUCAUGCGCAAAUUCCUCCUGGCCCUCCAUCGGCCCUUCUCAUUGAGUGUGGUCAGAUUACCGAAAUGCUCUUACUCCCGCAAGAUCUGUCUUGAGGAAUCACUCGGAAUUCUCUCUCAAAUGGAAUUGCCCCUCUCCCCAGACAACAUCCAAUACCCGCACAUCACGCAGUUAGGUAGCGGAAUGUUCCGCGACGAGACUUUCCAUGCUGCAGUGACAGUGUGUGUGGAACUAUCGUUACAAGCACAGGAACAAAAGUCUUCGACUUCCGGCAUGGAUGGUGUGAACUCAAGUGUCCUCCUAAGCAUGAUCCAAUCACAACAAGUUGUGAUGAUGCAAGCUGUUGAGCGCACGACCGAUAAUUUUGGCCGAAGAAUUGCCUCGGGUGGAAAGGGCAGCAAACCCUUCUUCUUCCUGAAUAUCAUUUUGGCUUCGGUAAAAUCGCGCGUCAAGGGUGAAGAUCCAAUGUGCAAUGUCGACGCUGCAUCCAAACGAGCAGUCCGGAUCUGCAGAGACAUCCUCGAUGGCACCUCGUACCAGGAUGCCAAACUUGCUAUUGAUAAUAGACCGGUGCAGACACCACUACCUUCUGAAUUUACGCCCACUUCUACCACCCUCAGUGAUCUCGAUCCUGCUGCUUUGAUUUCAACAGAUUUCAAUGAUUUCGCAGUAAGUCUCUUUGCCGCUCAAUCAGCGUAUCCUGUUGACCUAUGGCAGCCGAUGGAUAUCGGUGGAUGGUUCGAUGGAUUGGAUUACACCGGGUCUGAUCUGUGGGAUCCAGAACUGUUUGGAAAUCUCCCAACCUUCUCAUGA